Propithecus coquereli (Coquerel's sifaka) is the source of this 975-nucleotide messenger RNA. RefSeq names its product HOP homeobox (gene HOPX). The record is from RefSeq and is a predicted model, not a curated record. Gene Ontology annotation, molecular function: DNA binding. The transcript has 3 exons. Gene Ontology annotation, cellular component: nucleus. Bases 42 to 263 code for a protein of 73 amino acids. Lineage: Eukaryota; Metazoa; Chordata; Mammalia; Primates; Indriidae. Gene Ontology annotation, biological process: cell differentiation; regulation of transcription by RNA polymerase II.
AAACCCGGGGCUUGCCUUUGCCACCUCCACCCGCCGGGACCAUGUCGGCCGAGCCCGCGAACGGCCCCACGGCGGACCAGGUGGAGAUCCUGGAGUACAACUUCAACAAGGUCAACAAGCACCCGGACGCCACCACGCUGUGCCUCAUCGCGGCCGAGGCCGGCCUCUCGGAGGAGGAGACCCAGAAAUGGUUUAAGCAGCGCCUGGCCCAGUGGCGGCGGUCGGAAGGCCUGCCCUCAGAGUGCAGAUCCGUCACAGACUAAGGAGACGGCGGGCAUUGGCAGCUGGGCUCCAUGAAGACCAUCUGCUGUUUCUCUCCUCGGCUUAACCAAGCUGUUUUGGUUUCUCAGUGUAGUGUUGUGUUCCGUUGUUAGCUGUCCUGCUAUUUAACACGAUGUUGUAUUUUUUUAAUGUACAUAACUAGAAAAGAAAAUAACAAUCGGAAGCUAUGUGCAACUUCUGUGUAAAGCAGUGGCUUGGCCGGGCAAGUGGUGUGGCUGGCAUUUCUCUUUGGGUCAUGAUGACAAAAGGUGUGAAAACCAUCUAAGUUUGCAUUUGACCAUCGCCUCCCGGUAAACAAUUUGUUUUCAACAUCCAUUUCAGAGCAAUCAGGCCUUUGUUGAGAAGAUAACAUGAUGGAGAGGAGAAAACAUUUCCUUCUGAAUCUACUUCCCUAAGUCGUUUUCUUUAUAUUUCACCUAAUACCAUGAUGGUUGCGUGAGAAUACAGGGGGGUAGUCAAGUCAUUCAGAUUUCAUAAAACAGUUGUUUGGAUUGUAGCUGGAAAGAACCCACUUAGGCUAGAAGACAGAAACUCCAACUGACAGAGAAGCAAGUAACUGAGAAAAAAAUCCACAAAACGUCUUGAAUUUACCUUAUUUAAAUGCAUUGGUUGAAUUUAUUUUGCUAAUUCAAAUGAACUGCUUUUUGUCUCUAAAAUGAUAUUCUAAAUAAAACUUUAACUUUUUGUUGAAAA